Messenger RNA from Xenopus laevis (African clawed frog), 1029 nucleotides. RefSeq names its product deleted in malignant brain tumors 1 protein-like. The record is from RefSeq and is a predicted model, not a curated record. Lineage: Eukaryota; Metazoa; Chordata; Amphibia; Anura; Pipidae. The transcript has 5 exons. Bases 4 to 1026 code for a protein of 340 amino acids.
UUUAUGGCCUUGAGACUUGCCAAUGGGAGAAACAGAUGUGAGGGGCGUGUGGAAGUUUUUUAUAAUGGAACCUGGGGAACCGUGUGUGAUAACUCCUGGGAUAUAAGUGACGCUCAGGUGCUGUGUAGGGAGCUGCGCUGUGGCAAUGCCAUUUCUGCUCCUGUUGGUGCUUUCUUUGGCCAGGGCAGUGGGCCCAUAACUCUGGAUGUGAUGAACUGCUUAGGAUACGAGUCCUCUCUAUGGCAAUGCCCUCACAAUGGCUGGAUUUCACAGAACUGUAUCCAUGGAAAGGACGCUGGCGUAAUGUGUUCAGGACAUGACCAGCAAACCACACAGCCAGCAGAAUUUUCGGCUCCCACAUUCCCGAGGUUCCCACAGUCCAAUGGAUCAGCUGACACAUUUCUGAGAUUCCAAAAACUCAAUGGAUCAGCUCACACAUUCCCACAAUUCAAUGGAUCAGCUUCCACAUUCCAGCUAUUCCCACAAUUCAAUGGAACCCGUUUUCAGUGUGGAGAUAUAUUGACUCUGCCUGCCGGUAUGAUAUCAAGUCCCUUCUAUCCUCACUAUAAUGUGCCCAAUGCUUUUUGUUCGUGGAAAAUAAUCACGGCACCAAAUAUGCAGGUGAAACUGCAUUUACUUGAUCUAAAUCUGAAAUACUCCAGCAACUGUUCCUCUGACUCAGUGACGGUACAUGAUGGAUUUCCCGAGAACUCCCCUGUUCUGGGAAAGCUGUGUGGACAGAAUAGAAGUCAGAUUUUCUACUCUUCCUCUAACAUCAUGGGAGUUGUGUUCAGAAGCAGCAAUGUCACUCAGCAAGGUGGCUUCAUUGCCCAUUAUGCAACUACGCCAAAAAGCAACGACAUGCUAGGUACAGUAGAACAUAAUCCAUCAGUCCCGGGCCCAAAGCAGCACAGCCUGAAAUAUAAGUUGAAUGAGAUACUGAAAAAGUUCUCAAAUGCUAAUGAAUGCUGCAAUUUAAUUGGUCAGUUAGGUAGCCGGUCCAUACCCAGUACUGCUGGCAAAUAGACU